CACCCGGAAGCGAAUCUCUUCGGUUAAAGCGCCAAGACAGGUUCAUUCGUAGAUUCGAGUUCUUAGCGUUGUAGACUUUUGUCUGUUCCCGUGGCUUCGCCGUGUCCUAGAGUCUACUCCCGCAGACGGAGAUCUGCUGCCAUGUCUGUGGUUCCACCGAGCCGCUCGCAGGCUGGCUGGCCUCGAGGUGUCUCUCAGUAUGGGAACAAAUAUCUGCAGGCCAAGCCCCUGACCCUGGAAAGGACCAUUAACCUGUAUCCAUUGACCAACUACACAUUUGGUACGAAGGAACCGUUAUAUGAAAAAGAUUGCUCGGUUGCUGCUCGAUUUCAGCGCAUGAGGGAGGAAUUUGACAAGAUCGGCAUGAGACGCACGGUGGAGGGAGUCCUGAUUGUUCAUGAACACAGGCUGCCUCAUGUUUUAUUGCUGCAAUUGGGAACAACCUUCUUUAAAUUACCCGGUGGAGAGCUAAAUCCUACAGAAGAUGAAGUGGAGGGCUUGAAGCGACUUAUGACUGAGAUUUUAGGCCGUCAAGAUGGUGUGCAGCAAGACUGGGUAAUUGAUGAUUGCAUCGGAAACUGGUGGAGGCCGAAUUUUGAGCCCCCUCAGUAUCCCUACAUUCCAGCUCACAUCACCAAACCCAAAGAGCACAAAAAGUUAUUCUUAGUGCAACUUCAAGAAAAAGCCCUUUUUGCAGUUCCGAAGAAUUACAAGCUGGUUGCCGCUCCGUUAUUUGAACUUUAUGACAAUGCUCCUGGUUAUGGGCCCAUUAUCUCCAGCCUUCCUCAGCUUUUGAGCAGGUUUAAUUUUAUUUAUAACUGAAGUGUAUGGAUGCAUUGCUCAAGAUCCUGAUGGAUGUACAACUACAAUUUCUUGUGAACAUCUCCAAGCCAGUAGUCUGGCUUCUCAGCCAGAGAGUAAAUCGGUUCUACAAACCAAAUCCAACAGCAUGCAGCACCUGACCUGCUCAGCUGAUGCUCCUGUGAGAUUUUGUUCAACUGUACACCAACUAUGAAGCCGAGGAGUUUUAACUGGUGCUUUUUUUUUAAGAAAUGUUUUCUGCUUAUGUAAUUGUUUGAGUUUUCUACUUUAUUAAAUGGACAAAUACCUUUAUUUUUGAGGGUUUUAAUUAGCUGUAGUUUGUGUAUUUUGUAUUUCACCAUUUAUUUGGAGCUAUUGUAAUUGGAUAUGAGAGAAACCUAGUCGAUGUAUAUUGAUUAAAGACAAAACUGACCUGA
Messenger RNA from Leucoraja erinaceus (little skate), 1238 nucleotides. RefSeq names its product cleavage and polyadenylation specificity factor subunit 5. Bases 142 to 822 code for a protein of 226 amino acids. The transcript has 7 exons. The record is from RefSeq and is a predicted model, not a curated record. Lineage: Eukaryota; Metazoa; Chordata; Chondrichthyes; Rajiformes; Rajidae. Gene Ontology annotation, cellular component: mRNA cleavage factor complex. Gene Ontology annotation, molecular function: mRNA binding.